CAACAGCACCGAUCAGCCUGCGCCGUACCUGCAUAACUGAUUAUGAGCAGCUAGUGUCCUUGCAGAUUUUUAAACAAAUACGUGUUACACCUUAUUUGUUAGUUUGGAAGCAAGCUGAUGUUGUGAGCAAAGUCACAUUGCAUUCAUUUGUCAAAAGGUUUUAUCUGCUCAAAUAAAAGAAUGCCAAGGAACCCAAGGAAGAAGGUUGGGCGGAAGAAAGGUUAUCGCAGAUUUAUUGGCAGGAAGGGAAAGGACCAUUCAUUCUAUAAUAGAAAGAAAGGAAUGAUAGAACAUCCUACCAAUGAUAACGAUUCUUCCCAAGUUGAAACAAUGAAACAAGCCCAGGAGUCAGUUUCCCUGAAAGAUGAUUCUCUGGUAUUUCACGGCUUUGGAGAUAUGGAAGACCACAAGAAACCAGCCAGGGUUCUUUCUCUCUUUGAUUAUGGCAUAAGUGUGGGCCGUUACUGUCUUGAUAAGCUAAAAAUUGCUGUGCAGUGUUAUUACUCAUCGGAGAUAGAUGAGAAAGCCCUAAAAUUGCAGCGUUACAAUUUUGGUGACAAAGUUAUUCCUUUAGGCUGCAUAAAAAAUAUAACGUCAGACAUGCUAAGGUCCCUUGGAAAUAUUGACAUUUUACUUGCUGCCCCACCAUGUCAGGGUUUUUCUCCGGCCAAUGCAAAACGUCUUGGCUUACCAGGUGAAAAUGGAAAACUAUUCAAAGAAUUGACUAGGAUUUUGAAAGACCUUCAGAAAAUUAAUGAAGAAAACAAUACUAAAUUAUACUUUUUAUGUGAAAAUGUUCGAUCAAUGGAAAAGGAAGUGAGAGCUGAAAUAACAAGGUCAAUUGGGUGCGAGCCCUUUGUGCACAAUGCUAAAAAAUAUGGCUAUAUGAAACGGGCAAGGCUAUUCUGGAACAACUUUCCUCAAAUUGAAGAUGAAGAAAACAAUUCAAAUGAAGGUGGUCAUUUAGGGGAUAUUUUGUCUUGUAACAGAACAGCAAAUGUGAUGAUCCUGCCCACCUUAACCACAACAUACCAGUCACAAAUUACAGGAAAGAAGGAUAGGAAGCUGCCAGUACUUGAUGAUGGAAAGGAAUCGGUCUUGCUAACAGUAGAAAAAGAGAGAGCAUUUGGUUUGCCAACAUCUUUUACCGAUGGAGCUGACCUAAGUAUUGGAGAUAGAAGUAAGCUUUUAGGACAGGCUUGGUGUGCCAAUAGUAUGUUAGAGAUUAUGAAACCACUAACGAAAGUGUUUAAAACAUAUGAUUAGAACUAAACCAAGGCAUAUAGAAUAAAAAGUCACAUAACAAAAUUACUUUUAGAAAUGUGUGAGAACCGUUUCAUAGCCUUCUAUGCUUCUUUUCCGCUUCACCUUAAAAUUCUCAUAAGGCUCGGCUCUCUCUCCCCCCUCCUCUCAACUUCCCCUCCAAGCAGCUCUGGGAUCAUUCUGCAUCGAGCUGUGGUGUCGUGAUUUACUCCCUGCCUUCCCUACUCACAACUCUACGAACUUAGC
Molecule: messenger RNA, 1509 nt
Organism: Thrips palmi
Lineage: Eukaryota; Metazoa; Arthropoda; Insecta; Thysanoptera; Thripidae
Product: DNA (cytosine-5)-methyltransferase 3C-like
Exons: 7
Coding region: 181-1266 (361 amino acids)
Molecular function (GO): methyltransferase activity
Source: RefSeq, a predicted model, not a curated record